This is a messenger RNA of Mesoplodon densirostris (Blainville's beaked whale), 2412 nucleotides long. Its product is annotated as golgin subfamily A member 6-like protein 22. The record is from RefSeq and is a predicted model, not a curated record. Bases 1 to 2412 code for a protein of 803 amino acids. The transcript is spliced from 16 exons. Lineage: Eukaryota; Metazoa; Chordata; Mammalia; Artiodactyla; Ziphiidae. Gene Ontology annotation, molecular function: GTPase activity; GTP binding.
AUGCAGAAGGAGGUUCCCACCAAAACUGUCCUGGCACUGUCAAAGGCGGCCUAUAGACAAGAUGUAAUGGAGUACUCCAUCAAAUACGACAAACCAGAGUUGCUAAAACAGUAUAUGAGCUCAGGGAAGAUAAAAGAGGAACUAGAGGAAUGCUUCAUGAAUAAAGCAACAGAGCAGGCCAAAAGAGAGGCAGCUGAGAAGGAAAAGGAUCCUCUUGAGCAAAAGUUUAAAGAGCUGCUGCAAAUGUUAGAGGAUCAAGAAAGAGCCUUCAAGGGAUUUAGAGUCAAAAUCACAGACGAGAUGAGAGAAAGAGACAACCUUCUGAGAAAGUUGAACGAGAGGAUUCAGAUGCUGGAGAUCAUAAGAAAAAUAACAGAAGAACAAGAGGAACACUACAUGAAGAAAGGUGAACUCCUUCAUGUUUCAGAAAAGACCUCAGCAGAAGAGUGUGCCAAAAGAGAGGCAGCUGAAAGGGAAAAAGACCCUUCUGAGCAAAAGGUUAAAGAGCUGUGGCAAAAGUUGGAGGACCAAAGGAGACUCUUGGAAGGAUUAAGAGCCAAAAUUACAGAGGAGACAAGAGAAAGAGAGAAGACCUCAGCAGCUGAAGAGUGGGCCAGAGGAGAGGCAGCUGAGAGGGAAAAGGAGCCUCUUAAACAAAAGGUUAAAGAAUUGCAGCCAAAGAUGGAGGACCAAGAAAGAGCCUUCAAGGGAUUUAGAGUCAAAAUGACAGAGGAGAUGAGAGAAAGAGACAACCUUCUGAGAAAGAUGGACGAAAGGAUUCAGAUGCUGGAGAGAAUAGGGUUGAUAAAGGAGGAACUAGAGGAAUGCUGCAUGAAGACAGAUGGGCUCCUUCGUGAUGCAGCAAAGACCUUAGCAGAAGAGCGUGCCAAGAGGGAGGCAGCUGAGAGGGCAAAUGAGCUUCUCGAGCAAAAGGUUAAAGAGCUGCAGGAAAAGCUGGAGGACCAAGAAAGAGUCUCUGAAGAAUUAAGAGUCAAAAUGACAGAGGAGAUAAGAGAAAGAGAAAAGACUUCACCAGGUACAGAAGAUCUGGCCAAAAGAGAUGUCGCUAAAUGGGAAAAGGAGCUUCUUGAGCAAAAAGUUAAAGAAUUGCAGCAAAAGUUGGAGGACCAUGAAAGAGCCUUCGAGAGAUUUAGAGUCAAAAUCACAGAUGAGAUGAGAGAAAGAGACAACCAUUUGAGAAAGGUGAAUGAAAGGAUUCAGAUGCUGGAGUGCCUACUGAGGAUACCAGAAAUACUAGAGGAACACUACAUGAAGAAAGAAGAAGAAAAGCAGGCCAAAAGAGAGGCAGCUGAGAGGGAAAAGGAGCCUCUUGGACAAAAGAUUGAAGAAUUGCAGCAAAAGUUGGAGGACCAAGAAAGAGUCUUCGAGAUACUAAGAGUUAAAAUGACAGAGGAGUUGAAUGAAAGGAAAAAGUCCUCAGCAGAAGAGCAGGCCAAAAAGGAGGCAGGUGAGAGGGAAAAGGAGCCUCUUGGACAAAAGAUUGAAGAAUUGCAGCAGAAGUUGGAGGACCAAGAAAGAGUCUUCGAGAUACUAAGAGUUAAAAUGACAGAGGAGUUGAAUGAAAGGAAAAAGGCCUCAGCAGAAGAGCAGGCCAAAAAGGAGGCAGGUGAGAGGGAAAAGGAGCCUCUUGGACAAAAGAUUGAAGAAUUGCAGCAGAAGUUGGAGGACCAAGAAAGAGUCUUCGAGAUACUAAGAGUUAAAAUGACAGAGGAGUUGAAUGAAAGGAAAAAGUCCUCAGCAGAAGAGCAGGCCAAAGGGGAGGCAGCUGAAAGGGAAAAGGAGUCUCUUGAACAAAAGGUUAAAGAGCUGCAGAAAAAUCUGGAAGACCAAGAAAGAGCCUUCAAGGGAUUAAGAGCCAAAAUGACAGAGGAGAUAAGAGAAAGUGAAAAGACCUCAGCAGAAGAACAAGCCAAAAGAGAGGCCACUGAGAGGGGAAAGGAGCUUUUUGAGCAAAAGUUUAAUGAAUUGCAGCAAAAGUUUGAGGACCAAGGAAGAGCCUUUGAGGCAUUUAGAGUCAAAAUGACAGAGGAGAUGAGAGAAAGAGACAAUCUUCUGAGAAGGAUGAAUGAAUGGAUUCAGAUGCUGGAGUGUGAGGUAGGUGGGACUGGAGUGCUCCUGCUGGGAGAGGAGCCACUGAGUAUUAUACUGCAGGAACUGCCCGUCGAGAAGUGUGCUUAUGUGUGGUGUUGCCUGUCACCCAUUGCUCAGAUUCACAAAGCACACUGUUUUGGCCACCAUCCUUGCCUGCACCUCAACUGUGGAUAUUCAAACAAUCAGCCUGGGUGUUCCUCAGGUGCUAUGCUCACAAAGCCAGUAGAGCAGAUCUGUUGGUGCAGAACUGCUGAGGUCAGGCAUGGGACUGCUGUAGUCUUGCACCUGGACCUGCCAUGA